AUCACUUUAAACAAGCAUGAUGUCAGUGGUGCGGUUCUUUAAAACAGAAAGUCCUGCCAGAUUAUCCUCAAAACACUGUCGACAACCGGGAAAGUGAAUUGCAGCUGCUUUACGGCUUACACAGCCCACACUUACACGAAAUCUCACAACAAUGAAGUUCAAUGUUGCAGCCUUUCUUCUUCUGACCUGCAUGACACUGCUGUGUACAAACGAAGUCUUCGCUAGAUUGAUCGCUCCACAGCUGCGCUGCCCGUGUGUUGGGACAUAUUCAGGAAAACGAAUUAAUCCCAAACUAAUUCAGAACAUACAGACGAUUCCUGCUGGAGUAAAAUGCAAAACCCUGCAGAUCAUUGUCACUCUGAAACAAGGACAGACCUGCCUCAAUCCCAAUGAUGAAUGGGUGAAAAAGAUCAUCGAAGGAUAAUUUCGUAUCUGUGUUUAUAUGCAAAAGCUUAUGGUGUUUAUUGGAGUCCUGUGAAAAAUACAGGUGUUCAAUGCAAAAUAUACAUGUACUGUAUCGUCUCGUAUUGCACAAAUGUCAGUACAACUCUUUGGAUGCAGAUGACUUGCUCAUUAAAAGUGAUGAAUAGAUAAACAUGCUUGCAUGAUGGCAAAUGGCACGGCACAUUUUCCGAAAGCACUAUUGCUUAUUUACCAUAAAUGGCACUUUUCAUUUAAAAAGUAUAGAAAUUUUUGUGGAAAUCAUAAAAUAAAGAUAUAUUUUUUAAGUUUUUAACAAUCUUCAGAAAAUGGUCUUUGUCCACUUCAAGAUGGCUAUAUAUAUAUAUAUAUAUAUAUAUGUGUGUGUGUGU
Messenger RNA from Pimephales promelas (fathead minnow), 812 nucleotides. Lineage: Eukaryota; Metazoa; Chordata; Actinopteri; Cypriniformes; Leuciscidae. The record is from RefSeq and is a predicted model, not a curated record.